AUGAAAGGCCUAUCCAGUAGUCGGGGUCACCAUCACGUGGUCUCCUAUGAACCAUCAUAUGAUCCACUGGGUCACCAUGUUGACCGCAAGCCAUAUUUAAUCAGUCAGAUGGACAUGCCUGUGCCCAUUCCCAUGCCACAUCCAGCUGAGCUGCCCUACUACAAUGCUCAGCGUACCUCAUACCCCUCUGACAGCAACAGCAUCGUCCCAUAUGGAACCUUCCCAAGGAGGUGCCACUCCACCUCCUCAUCUCACCAUCCUGAGGUAAAGGAUGAGUGUAUGGCCAUGGUACCAUAUGUAGGAGGAGGAGGAGGAGGAGGUGGAGGAGGAGGAGGGGGAGGAGGCUAUGGGGGUAAAACACCCACUCGGGUACCAGCAAACUUUGUGGACCCGUUUGAACGUCAGCCAUCGUUUUCCAGAGAUGGCUACCAUACACUGCAGUACAAACGAGGAGUGCAGGCCCACAGUGGGGGGAUGGGGGUCAACAACAACAACAAUGACAGUCCAGGGCGAAUUCGCCAUCUGGUCCACUCCGUCCAGAAACUCUUCACCAAGUCACAUUCAUUGGAAGGGCCACACCACACGCAAUCCUCCAAGGGGGCCAAUAAUGGGAGUGUUAAUGGUGGUGGUGGUGGUGGCAGCGGAGGAGGUGGUGGUGGUGGCUCAAGGGCCAGCCCAGAGGGUGAAACUCCACCAGUGGGAGUGCGCCAUCGGAAGCGCAGCAAGAGCCGUGAGCGCUGUCGAUCAGCGGAGCCCAAGCAUCGAAGCCACCACCACCACCACCACCAGCUCCACGGCUCAGCAUCUGCUCCAGGCUCUGGAUACUGGAGCUCAGAUGACAACCUGGAACGGGAGCUGUGUCUCUACCACCCUCACCACCACCAACCUCCACCCUCACCCUCCCCCUCCAUUUCCCCCUCGCCUAUUGCCAUGACAAUGAGCCGGUACCCCGGCAACAACCCUGACAAGUUCCCCCAGACUCCUCUCCCCAGUCUCUCCUCCUCGCAGUCCCAGCAGUACUUCAUGAUGGACCCUUAUGGCACUCUAAAUGAGCACACACACACCCACGCACACCAUGGCCACGCACACCACCAUUCAGCACUCAAAGCCUCCCGGAGCAACAACGAUGUGAAGUAUGCAGCGUCAUCGGCAUGUGUGCCAAUUAGUGGUAGCAGCAAUAACAGCGGUGGCGGUAUCGGUGGAGGAAGUGGCUCCUUGCUGCCAGUGGGUCUUGUGGACGGGCCCCUUGUGAAGAAAGGGCCAUGGUCAUCAAGCCUAACGGUGAGCAGGGCCCGAGAGGUCUACACCAACAACAGCAGCCACAACCAGCCACGAGCCAGCGCAGGAUCCGGUAACCUAAACCUAGAUAGAGCUCUAGUCAAAUCUAAGGGCAGUCAGCAGCAGGAUCGCUCUUGCCAUUUCUUACAGGUACCUCAGGAUGAAUGGAGCGGCUUCUCUCCUCUAGGGAAAGAGGAUGACAUCCCAUGUCGGAGAAUGAGAAGCGGCAGCUAUGUCAAAGCCAUGGCUGAGGAUGACAGUGGAGACUCCGAUGGAAGUCCCAAACCCUCCCCGAAGAUCCAGGCUCGCCGGGCUACCCUGAAAGCCACACAACCAUCUCUGACUGAGAUGACCACUUUACAGAUUUCAACGGAGCACUCCCCCAAACUGCAGAUCAGGAGCCACAGUUACCUGCGUGCGGUGAGUGAGGUUUCAAUCAAUAGAAGCCUGGAUACCCUGGACCCCAAAACCCUCCUCGAUCCCAAAUCGCUGCUGUCCUCACCCCAAUACCGCUCACGCAAUGAAAGCUACAUGAGAGCCAUGAGCACCAUCAGUCAGCUGAGUGAGGUGGAAGUGAACGGGCAGAUUGAGCAGGUGUGCGAGCAGGUCUACAGUGAGAUGCAGUCUCAGGCCAUGGAGGCUGCCAUGGACAGCAUGGACACCAUGGACACACUGCCGAUGCCGGGAUGUUUCCGGAUGCGGAGCCACAGCUAUGUGAGGGCAAUCGACCAGGGCUGUGGGGAGGAGGAAGGAGAAGGAGGGAGACCGCUGCUUCUGUUACCGUCCUCCCCACCACGUACGUCUGCCACCACUGUCAGGACCAUCCAGAGCAGCACAGUUUCAUCUUGCAUCACCACCUAUAAAAAAACCCCUCCUCCAGUGCCGCCUAGAACUUCGACCUGCUCCACAGCCUCCAAACCUUACAUCUCCAUCACAGCCCAGAGCAGCACAGAGUCUGCACAGGAUGCCUACAUGGAAGAAGAGGGACCUCGAGGUGACAUGACCAUCCAAUCAGGGCUCAGUAAUUCCACAGAAAGUAUUGACAGCAUGAAGGCCUUGACAGCCGCCAUAGAGGCUGCUAAUGCUCAGGUCCAUGGACCAGCCAGUCAGCAUGUCAACAACAGCACCAUGACAGUCAGCACCACGGUCCCCUCAGUCCUCAGCAGGGGGCAAGUAGUCGACGACCACCGGGAUGAUUAUAGGAAAGACGCGCUCAGGAAGGGCAAAUGUCUCUCCAUAGGCAUCCAGGUCGAUGGACCAGAGGAUGUUCCAGAUCCAGAGGACCCCUCCAAGUUCACCUCUGUAGGUGUGCAAGUAGAGGAUGACAGAGGGUAUCGUCGGUUCCAGCGCUCCAACAGUGUGACAGCAGCUGUGCAGGCAGAUCUGGACAUGCCAGACCUACUAGACACACCUCUAGACUCCCCGGACACUGACAUGGAAGUAUUGUCAUCUCGUGCCAUCCCUCGGCAAUACUCCCGCGAUGCCGCCACUUCCACCGUCAGCAUCCAGGGCUCAGGGAACCACUACCACGCCUGUGCCUCUGAUGACUAUGAAGAUGUGGGCUUUGACCCAUCCAUCCUUCCCCCUCCAGACCCAUGGAUAGACAGUGUAACAGAUGACCCACUUGAUGUCAACUUCAACAGCUCUGCUAUACUGGAGGUGGUGCAGAGAUCAGUGUGCCAGAGAGAUGGACGUUGGUUUCUGAAGCUUCUGCAGGCUGAGACUGACCGCAUGGAGGGCUGGUGUCGACAGAUGGAGCUCGACCAGCGGGAGAAUGACCUGCCUGAAGACAUCCUAGAGAAGAUGAGGAGUGCUAUGGGAAGUGCUCAGCUUCUGAUGUCCCAGAAGUUUCAACAAUUCAGGGAGCUCUGUGAGGAGAACCUGAACCCCAAAGUCCACCCUCGUCCAGUGGCCUCAGACCUGGCUGGAUUUUGGGACAUGCUUCAGCUGUCAAUCGAGAACAUAAGCCUCAAGUUUGAUGAGCUUCACCAGCUCAGAGCCAACAACUGGCGACCCUUGGAUCCUCCUGACAGAAAGGAGAGGCGGCUCCCACCUCCAGUGCCAAAAAAGCCACCCAAGGGCCCCCAACAUCAUCCCCCUCUGGCCAGAGACCGCUCACUGGAAAGCUCAGAGAAGCAGCGUCAGGAGGCCAGGAAGCGCCUGAUGGCUGCUAAGAGAGCAGCAUCUGUACGACAAAACUCAGCUACGGAGAGCGCUGACAGCAUCGAGAUCUACAUCCCUGAGGCUCAGACAAGGCUAUGAGGACACUGCCAGGGUUCACACACAGUACACACCAUGCACUCACAACACAAACAAUGUAUGGUUGUCCACACCAAGGCAAAGGGGUUUAACCAAAUCUGAAUAU
Molecule: messenger RNA, 3643 nt
Organism: Archocentrus centrarchus (flier cichlid)
Lineage: Eukaryota; Metazoa; Chordata; Actinopteri; Cichliformes; Cichlidae
Product: disks large-associated protein 1-like
Biological process (GO): signaling
Cellular component (GO): glutamatergic synapse; postsynaptic specialization
Molecular function (GO): molecular adaptor activity
Source: RefSeq, a predicted model, not a curated record